This is a messenger RNA of Pochonia chlamydosporia 170, 639 nucleotides long. RefSeq names its product UbiE/COQ5 family methyltransferase. Lineage: Eukaryota; Fungi; Ascomycota; Sordariomycetes; Hypocreales; Clavicipitaceae. The transcript has a single exon. Bases 1 to 639 code for a protein of 212 amino acids. The record is from RefSeq and is a predicted model, not a curated record.
AUGAGCGCCAGCGACAAAGCCUUCUGGGACAAAUCCGCAAAAUCCUACUCCAAAUCAAAAGUAUCCGACCAGCCCGGGUACGAGCGCACCCUCAACCUCUCAAAGAGCUACCUCAACAAGACGGACAAGGUGCUCGAGCUAGGAUGCGGCACCGGCUCAUCGGCAUUCAUCCUCGCGCCCUCUGCGGCCAAGUAUCUCGCUACAGACAUAUCAUCUGAGAUGAUCAAGAUCGCCAACGAGAAGCACGAGGCGCAGGACCAGGUACCGGGUCUGGAGUUUCGCGUCGCCACCGCAGAGGACGUCGCCAAGGAUGGACUCAAGUUCAACGCCGUCCUGGGAUACAACUACCUGCACCUUUUGCAUGAUCCGUGGGGUACGGUGCGUACCGUCCGGGAUAUGUUGGAGGAUGGCGGCCUUUUCAUCAGCAAGACGGCGUGUUUGAUGGAUAUGAAUCCGCUGAUGAGGUGGGUGUUGCUGCCGGUGAUGCAGGUGGUGGGCAAGGCGCCGCACGUGGAUAGCUUUACGGGGGGUGAGCUGAGGAAGAGGAUUGAGGAGGCUGGGUUUGAGAUUUUGCUGGAUGAGGUGCAUGCUUCGAAGGGGGAUGAUGGGCGGCCGUUUAUUGUGGCGAGGAAGAAGUGA